AUGGAGUAUGUGAAUAAGACUAUGAACGUAGAUGAUGAAGUUGUUUCUGAAACUCCUCAUGAAAUGUCUGGAAGUGUUGAGACAAUUAGGAGAGAAACAUUAUAUGUUUGGAAGUCUUUUACAAAAAUUGGUAUGGACAAGGAUGGUUUUGAAAAAUCUACAUGUAAUUGUUGUGGUCGUGAAUACGUAAUUGGUAAAAAUCCUAAGACCAAGACUAAUUAUGGAACUUCACAUUUGAGUCGUCAUAUUUCUGUUUGUAAGAGUAUGGAAAACUCUGAAUCAAAAGACCAACAUGAAAAGUCUAGCUUGAGAAAGGUUAAUCAAAUGACCCAUCGAGAAUUGCUUGCACAAGCCAUAAUUAAACAUGAUCUUGCUUUUAGUUUUGUUGAAUAUGAUUUGAUCAGAGUGUGGAUUGAUUAUGUGAAUCCUGAUAUUGUGAUGCCCUCUAGGAAUACAAUUGUGCCUGAUAUUAAAAAAAUAUGCAUCCAAGAAAAGGACAAACUUAAGAAACUCUUGUCCAGCCUUCCUAAUAGAAUUCUUAAUUUUUCUCGACUGAAACCUCCACACACUGAGAUUGAAUUGGAAGCCGCUAUAUUUGAUUGCUUAAAGCAAUGGGGAAUUGAGAAGAAAGUAUUUUCUAUUACUUUGGACAAUGCUGCUGUAAAUGAUAACAUGCAGCUUAUAUUGUUAAACCAUCUCCUUUUGCAGAAUACUUUGUUGUGUGAUGGUGAAUAUUUUCAUAUACGUUGCUCUGCACAUAUACUUAAUUUAAUUGUUCAAGAAGGUUUGAAAGUGGCUGCUGAAGCACUUUAUAAAAUCAGAGAAAGUGUUAAGUAUGUGAGAGGAUCAGAUGGGAGGAUGAUUAAGUUUCAAGAUUGUGUGGAACAUGCAGGCAUAGACACAAGCAUUGGUUUGAGAUUAGAUGUGUCAACUAGGUGGAAUUCUACAUAUUUGAUGCUAGAAAGUGCACUUAAGUAUGAAAAGGCAUGUGAUAUUAUCCAAGUGAUAGAUAGGAAUUACAAAUAUUGUUCAUCUUAUCCAACCUCUAACUUAUACUUUGUACAAGUUUGGAAGAUCGAGUGCAUACUGAACGAAAACUUGUAUAAUGAUGAUUAUACUUUAAGUGAUAUGUCACUGAGGAUGAAAGAGAAGUUUGACAAAUAUUGGAAGGAAUAUAGUACAGUUUUAGCUUUUGGAGCUAUUUUUGACCCGCGUUUGAAGCUUGUUUUCUUAGACUUUUGUUACACAAAAAUUGAUCCAUUUACCUCCCAAAAUAAGGUUAAAAAUAUAAGAGAAAAGUUUGAGAAGCUAUAUGAAGAAUAUGCGAGCAAUCUCAAAGGAUCAAGUGCUUCUAAUUCUCAUUCAUCCAUCAAAUCCAAUCUCUUACACAAGUCAAGUGGUGAAAGCAAUAGGUCAAAAAAAUCAAAAUUAUACAUAAGUGAGUUUGAAAGGUUUGAGAAUGAAAGUAUGUUUGUUGGUGUGGCAUCAGAAUCGGCUUUUAGUAUCGGUGGGCGUGUUCUUACCAAAUAUAGAAGUUCCACUCUUCCUGAAAAUGUCCAAAUGUUGAUUUGCACUAGGAAUUGGUUGCAUGGUUUUCUCGAGAAUCUUAAUGAUGAAGAUGAUUCUAAUACUAGUGAUCAUGAAACAACAACAUCACAAGCCAAUGUGCAUCAAGAAGUUCAAAUUGAAGAUUAG
This is a messenger RNA of Gastrolobium bilobum, 1695 nucleotides long. Its product is annotated as zinc finger BED domain-containing protein RICESLEEPER 2-like. Gene Ontology annotation, molecular function: protein dimerization activity; DNA binding. The coding region runs from base 1 to 1695 and encodes 564 amino acids. The record is from RefSeq and is a predicted model, not a curated record. The transcript is spliced from 6 exons. Lineage: Eukaryota; Viridiplantae; Streptophyta; Magnoliopsida; Fabales; Fabaceae.